AUGAUUCAGAACAUUGAGAAGACAGCUCUACUCUCUGAGCAUGUUAAUCUGCUUAUCACUGAGAUGAAAUCUGAGGCAGCAGAUCAGGAAACGUGGGAUUUUGAGACACAGAUUGAUCUAGCUAAGAAGAAGCAGCAGAAACCCUUCUCUGAGAAGACAGUGAAGAGAGAUUUUGAGAUGAUUAUCAUCUCAGAUAAGAAGAAGAAGAAGAAGAAGAAGAAGAAGAAGAAGAAGAAGAAGAAAAAUGAAAAAUGGCGGAUUCAAUAUGAUCCCGCCCUCAUACAUGUUCGCGAUCUCGCGUUCUUUCCACUGAGUCAGUUGCAGUUGAUGAUGAUGAUUCUUCACACUCACGCUCUGCCAGUGGACAUCCUCCUGGAGCCUUUGAAAGUUCCACUGGUGGACAUUCUCCUGGAGUCUUUGAAAGCUCCAUUGUCGAAACACCCUCUCGAUUCGAAGCUGCUUGAUGAAGCUGGUUCUCUUGAUGAGAAUAAUGAACACCCAGGUGUCUACCGUUCGGGCGAGGCAAUAUCAGACCAACAGAUGGAGCAUCUCAAGAUGAUGCUUGAGAUGGACAAGAGGAAGCAAAGAGUCUUAGAACUCGAACUACAACUGGAAAAACUUCAUUAA
Molecule: messenger RNA, 627 nt
Organism: Blastomyces dermatitidis ER-3
Lineage: Eukaryota; Fungi; Ascomycota; Eurotiomycetes; Onygenales; Ajellomycetaceae
Exons: 3
Coding region: 1-627 (208 amino acids)
Source: RefSeq, a predicted model, not a curated record